ACAAGCAGCGAUUCCGACGGGGAUUUUGUCUGGACGAAUUAGCGACGUUUAAAUUCUGUUGACGGACACCAGCAGCUUUGAGUAUUCCAUCCGGAUAGCGAUCCAGCAACAAAGUCAAAGAACAAGAACAGAAGAAGAACUAGAGACAAAAUGGCUAUUCGUCCCACUCAUCUCGCGGUUACGACCAAGGUCUACACUGAUAUCGCAGAGUCCAGACUGGCGACUAUUCACCUCUACCGCCGGUUUUUGAGAAAUGUCCCCUCAGUCAUCCGUCUGUACCAGGCCGAGGUCUCGCUCGCCAUGGGCAGAUCAAAGCUGCGACAGGAAUUCGAGCGCCAGCGAUACGUCACCAGCAUGCCCGUCAUCUCCGUCCUGAUCGCAAAGGGAAACAUGGAGUUCCAGGAAACCGUCAACUUCUGGAAGCAGAAGGCGCAGCUUAUGAAGUACUUUAGCCAAGAGGAGUUCCCCGAGCGCUACGUGCGCAAGAACUUUGUUGAUAAGUUCUUGGAGGUAUGCAUCUUCUUCUCAACUGUGACAAAAACCGCGAGAUUGAACAGUCUGCUAACUAAUCGUCUCCUUUAGGGAUCCGCUUAAACAAACAAA
Messenger RNA from Myxozyma melibiosi, 603 nucleotides. RefSeq names its product NADH-ubiquinone oxidoreductase 14.8 kd subunit. The record is from RefSeq and is a predicted model, not a curated record. Gene Ontology annotation, biological process: response to oxidative stress. The transcript is spliced from 4 exons. Bases 151 to 582 code for a protein of 143 amino acids. NCBI's taxonomy places the organism in Eukaryota, Fungi, Ascomycota, Lipomycetes, Lipomycetales, Lipomycetaceae.